This is a messenger RNA of Cryptococcus wingfieldii CBS 7118, 1719 nucleotides long. RefSeq lists its product as hypothetical. The record is from RefSeq and is a predicted model, not a curated record. NCBI's taxonomy places the organism in Eukaryota, Fungi, Basidiomycota, Tremellomycetes, Tremellales, Cryptococcaceae. The transcript is spliced from 2 exons. Gene Ontology annotation, cellular component: nucleus. Gene Ontology annotation, biological process: regulation of DNA-templated transcription. Gene Ontology annotation, molecular function: zinc ion binding; DNA-binding transcription factor activity, RNA polymerase II-specific. Bases 1 to 1719 code for a protein of 572 amino acids.
AUGCCUCCCCAGCAGCAAUACUCUCAGGCGCCCGCCCCUUCGCGCUUUAAGCACCUUCUAAGCUUGAAGAUGGCUGCCGAGAAGCAGCAGCAGGCCGCCGACCCCGUGCCCACUGCAGAGCAAGUCGCGCAGAACACUCAGCAGCUCCAGAUGGCCGCGUCUUUUGCGCGCAUCAACGCGAACGAUACGGUCUUCCACAAGGAUUUUGCUAGCAGGCACUAUGUUGGUGUGAACGUGGAGGCUAUGGCCAAGCCUGUAGACCAGGGUCCCGCCCCUCAACCAUACUCGCGUCCUGCUCCGUCCUAUCCCGCGCCCUCCACUCCCCAGCAGCCCCAAAACUACCAAUACAACUCGAUGCCCACGCCUCAGAACAUGAUGUACACUGCCCAAGCAGCUCUGUUCGGUGUACCCCCUGCGUGCUCGCCUGUGGCCCCUACGCCCGUCCACCAAGCUCCGCCUCAGCAGCCCCAGCAGGCUCAGCAGCCCCAGCAGGCUCAACAGCCCCAGCAGGCUCAGCAGGCAUACUGGGACAUGCAGGUCAAGACCGAGUACAAUGAACCAGUGUACGACCAGCCCCCCGAGCCCGAGUCGAUCGUCUCUAUCCAGCUUCCUACCCGGAGAAUCUACUAUGCUUCUUCUGGGGAUGUGCCGUCCACCUUGAACGGUCUUGCUGGAGAUGGCUGGGGUUCUGCCGACAACGGUUCAGGCGGGCAAGAGAAUGGUGGACAUGAGGGGCAUGAUCAUGGACAUGGGAAUGGCGACGAUGGUUUGGGUGGAGAUGGAGGUAAUGGAGGGUACGGAGGUAGUGAAGGUGACGGGAGCGAUCAGGGAAAGCAUGGGCGGGGCAAGGGCAGAAAACUGUCUCUAGCUUGUCAUUUCUGCAGGCGCAGAAAGCUCAAGUGCGAUGGUACCAAGCCCGUUUGCGAUACCUGCACCAAGCGAGGCGAGACUUGUACGUGGGACGAACACGUCCGCCGACGAGGACCCGGUAAAGCCACGAAAGAACGGCGCGAAAAGGCUGCCCGCGAAGCGCUUGCUGCCGGGCUCACCAACAACGACUCGCUACACAACCGUCCUUCCGUCGCGGGACCCUCGUCUUCCUACGGCGCGUCCGACCUCCCUCAAGGCCUUGACGGAGGCAUGGAGCACCACCACCACGAACACCACGGUGAAAACCCACACGGUAUCCCCCAACCCGACCCUUCGCACGCGCAUGAGCAAGGGCACGAACACGAACUCAACCUCGAUAUUGACCCGACCCUCAUUGCGCUCAGCGCUGUGAUGCCCGAGACGCUUGCUGAGCUGGAAGUCAAGGCAGAUGGAGAAGGGGUGCAUGUGUAUGAGAGUCUCGAGGGGCAGCACAACCAAGGUGGGCAUGUGCAGCAUCAGCUGGAGCAUGAGCAGGGUCUGUCGGCGGCAGAGAUGGAGGCGCAGGCGAAAGCUGCGCUGGACCAACUCCCUCCGCAUGUCCAGCCCCACCUCUCGCAUACCCUUGCGCCUCGCUCUCCCGAGCCCGAGCCCGAGCCCGAGCCCAAGCGCUUCGAUGAGGACGACGAGGACGACCUGCCGGCGCUGCCGCAGGACCACUUUGAGAUUGAGGAUUUGUCGGCGCAUGUGAUUGGGCAGAAACGGGGCGCAGAGGAUGAAGGUCUGGAUGAGGGGGUGAAGAGGUUGAAGGCUGACGAGGUGCUUGUGUCGGGAGGACAGGAGGGUAAUUAG